AUGCCCGUCCGCCAUUCUAAGGUGUAUAAACGUGAACGUGUUGGGUGUGAAGGCCCGGUUUUGUUUCUACUAUUCCAUGCUGAUAUGCCGACAGAAAUUCCAUCAUCACAACAUACCCACAUGUAUACAGAUGAUGUAGCAUUAGUUAUUGAUGCAGCACCAUGGUGGAAAAGUACAGAGGUGAUAACAAAUAUUCAAAAAACUGCACAACAAACAUUAAAUGAAUAA
Didymodactylos carnosus is the source of this 228-nucleotide messenger RNA. Lineage: Eukaryota; Metazoa; Rotifera; Eurotatoria; Philodinida; Philodinidae. The record is from the annotation of a GenBank genome assembly.